AUGCGCACUGUUAUACAGACCCCCGGCCUGGCCCCUUUGCUGCCCGUGUGUUCGAUUCCGAUGGAACGAAGGCCCAUGGAGCCACCCUCACGCGCGAAUCUCGAGCUGCUGCUCAACGCCAUCGACGACCGUACCGCCACGGCUGCUGCCCAACCAACGCCAAAUGAUGUUCAAACUGUUUGGAAUGCUGCCGUCGCCGGUAGCAGCACAGUAGAGGAUUCGGUGAGUAAUUUCAAACAGGUUCGCCCACACUGGCUCGCUGACUUGGGUGUGUGCUGGCCGCAGUCCGGGAAACGGAAGCGAGAUGAAGCUACCUCGCCCGAAGAGUCACGCGCCAAGAUUAGACGGACUGUGCGCGACCAUUUGGUGCUCGACUAUGCCCGAGUUCUCCCCACCCCUUCGAUGACAACGGUCGUAUGCCUUCAUGCAGCCGUUGCCCAAAAGUCCUACGGAAACGAAAAGAGAUUCCUAUGUCCCCCUCCUGUUGUUCGGGUAGAAGGUCCACUCCGUCAGCCCCGUACUCAGCAGCUCGCAAUGCGAAUUGUCACCGAGACUGGCGAACGUACCAACGAACAGCGCGCCACACUUGACGAAACUAUGCAUGCCAGCUUCAAGACGCUUCAUGUUUCGGGUCCCGCCGGCUUCAAAGCCAAGAAUUUCCAGCUCGUCCUUGAUGUGUCUGAUCCCGAUUCACCACUCGGCAAUACACCAUGGGCAAGCUUCGAGAGCUCACAAGUAGCCAUUAUCUCCAAGCCAUCGAAGAAGACGGCUAAAACUCGUAACAUGUCAUCCUGCAUCCUUGCUGGCGGCCCUGUCUCGCUUUUCAAUCGGAUCAACUCACAGACCGUACGCACCAAAUAUAUGGCUGUUGAACAAGGUCGUUUGAGUGCGAGCAACUCCGUUUGGUCCGCCUUCAAUGUAACUGUUGUUCGAUCUGCCACGGAGUCGGAGGAGUCCCCAGAUCAGGUGCCUGCCCAAUUGUCUCCUUCUGCUAGUUCGGCUCGCACAACUUCUGCCAGCGUGCGUUCAUACUCGUCAUCAGUUGGCGCUCGGCCUGUCACCUACGGGUCCGAAAUCAUAUUGACCGAUGCUCUAACCGGUGUUGCAUCUGACCCUCUAAUCAUUCGCAAAGUCGAUAAGAGCCGGAUUAUUAAUGAUGACGGUGGACCUGUGAGUCAAAUGCAGAAGAUCGCCCUCCAGCGAAUAGGAGAAGAUGGACAGAGAUAUUACCUCUCUGCCUCGGGAACGAUUACCGGUUCUGGUUUCGGCGGGAACGCGGGUACCAAUGGGCUUGGCCUCACGGAUGUCAAGAGUGCGGAUCGACAAUCAGGGUCGCAGUCUUUGCAUUACCAAGCCCCUCGUAUGCGUGAAGAGCGUAGUGCGCACGGCGUAACGGUUGUGGAUGAAGUUGAUGAUUGGCUCUGUUGGACAAUUGUGGGAAUUUCUAAAUUCCAGUAUACGUUCUUUGAUGCACUUGGCACGUUUGGGACUACUCCUUCCCGGCCUAUUACUCCUUUCCCAACAAUAUGUACACAGCCUACUUACCGGCCUUCGACACACACGCUGGAGCUUGUCGUGUCUAACUUUACUCGUGACGACCCCGAGACAGGUCAAUCCGAAACUCUUGAGAUAUGGCUAGGGAACAUUGGCCCCCUUCGGCAGCGCAUAUACCGAUCGAACCCUGGGUCUGGGAGCGUACAAACGUCUGCUCCGCCCAAUGUUCCCUAUGCCAAGGCGGCGGCUGGUGCGCUUCCUAGUACAAGCGACCAGGCAGCCGUCAUAUCCGCAGCUGAGAAGGCCGUACUCGACUUUGUUGACAAGCCUGGUAGUUCAGCGACCAAUGCGACCGGCUCUAGUUCAACAGGCGUGUUUAGACGAUCGUCUGUCAUGUCACCAUCGCAAACAAUCGUGGUAGUCGAUAUGCCCCCGAUUCCAGAUAUUGUGCGCACGAUGCAAGAGAACGUGAUGAGCCCCGGGCACUUGCUCGCCGCUGGUUUGCUAAGCCAAGUUGCCCAGCAAGCGCAAGUAUCGCGCCGUAAAGAUGACAGCUCGAGUGACACGGCCGCUGGACGAGAACGUUCAGAUGAGGCAGCGGAACGGACAGCAGCGAUCGCGUCGGCGCUUGUUGCGGCGACCGAAGGCGCGGCAGGUACAAUACCAGUAGUCCCUCCCGAAGCUCUCGAACCCGGCGUGCCCCCAUCAGCUCAUAUGACUCGUGGACUCCCAUUGCUAUUUAUUCGUGCAAGCGAUGGUGCAGGGUACCACUCCGGCCGUUCUGUUGCCUGUGAAAGUGUAUUUUCGUCUGGGGCCAGUGGCGAAUGGGUCCAAGCCGCGCAGGCCGUUGCGGGUACCACGGCUGGUACGGCUGGAGUUGACCCGUGCCUAACAUUGAGGAUUGUAUAA
Rhizoctonia solani is the source of this 2403-nucleotide messenger RNA. RefSeq names its product transcription factor cbf12. Gene Ontology annotation, cellular component: nucleus. The record is from RefSeq and is a predicted model, not a curated record. The coding region runs from base 1 to 2403 and encodes 800 amino acids. NCBI's taxonomy places the organism in Eukaryota, Fungi, Basidiomycota, Agaricomycetes, Cantharellales, Ceratobasidiaceae. Gene Ontology annotation, biological process: regulation of transcription by RNA polymerase II. The transcript is spliced from 2 exons. Gene Ontology annotation, molecular function: DNA-binding transcription activator activity, RNA polymerase II-specific; RNA polymerase II cis-regulatory region sequence-specific DNA binding.